GGCAUGAAUGAAUGGUCACAGAUGAAAGAUGUGAGAUGGAUCGGCAUGAUCCCCUGUCUCACAUAUUCACGCUGAUUGAGGCUUGACGGACCCACAAUCUGUACACAUCCACCUCACUCUAUCUCCAUCUCUCUCGUCUCAUCGCCCAACUCGCUGUAAGAAAGAUCAUCGUCAUCGCACCAACAGCGGUCGUUCGGAUCGAUAUAAAUACUGCGCCUCUUAUCGCUCACCCCACUCGUAACCUCAACCUCCCUCUUGCCUGCAUCUCACCCGGUCCUCGUCCCAGUCGUAGGCCCUGCCUCUGCUCCGGUUGUGCAAACGACGCCAUGUCUGGUCUCAAGAACGUCGUCAUCAUCGGCGCUGCCUCCGGCGGCGCCACCGUCGCCCGGGCACUCGCCAAAUCCCUCCCAGAAACGCAUCGUAUCGUGCUUAUCGACGCCAACGAGGCUGCCUUCUGGCAGGUCGCCGGAUUGCGCGCCUCCGUCCAGCCCGGCUUUGAGGACAAGCUGUUUGCCGAUCUCGCCACGUUUUGGAAGCCCGGUUCGCGGCACAUCGUCAAGCCCAAGACUAAAGUCACCGAACUCGGUGAGGACUUUGUCGUUACGGACGCAGGCGAGAAGAUCAGCUUUGAUUACGCUGUCCUCGCCAUGGGCGCAAAGUACCAGACACCCGGUCGCCAGGCAUCCCACAGCAAGGCCGAGUCGAUCGCGUCGCUGAAGCAGAUGCAGGCGCAGAUCGCCGCAGCUAGGCACAUCCUCGUCGUUGGCGGCGGACCUGUCGGUGUCGAGUUCAUCGGCGAAGUGAUUUCACAGUACAGUGGGAAGGAUAAGAAAAAGAUCACGCUCGUGCACAACGGCAAGCAGCUGAUCGGCAGCAAGUACUCGGCGUCGUUGCACUCGAAACUGUCGGCGCAGCUGCAGAAAGCUGGCGUGCACGUCCUGCUCGAAGAGUCCAUCCCGUCCGAGCAGCUGCCGUCGUCGACCGGUUCGCUGGAGGCGGCGCGUACGUUCACCACCGCCAAAGGCACGUCAGUCGGCGAUGUGGACUUUGCGCUGCUCUCGUUCAGCGGUAAGCCCAACUCGCAGCUCGUGAGCGCGUUCGACGCGUCGGCCGUCGACCCUGCAACGCAAUGGGUGCGCGUCGACGAGCAGAGCCUCCACGUGCUCUCCGACGACGCAGGAAAGAUGCAGCGCUACUUUGCCCUCGGCGACGUCUCGGACGCGCCAGGGGGUAAGCUCGUAGCUCAAAUCAACAACCAGGGCCCCGUCAUCGCCGCUAACAUCGCUGCACUCGUCCGCUCCUCUUCGUCAAAGGCAGCAACGGCGGGUAUCAAGCUGAAUGCAUACAAGCCCUUGCCCACGUUCAUCGCCGUGCCACUUGGCCCCGCCGGCGGCGCAAUACAGACGCCGAUUGCGACACUUGGCGAGUGGACGGUCAGCUUGAUCAAGGGCAAGGGGCUCUUCUUAUCCAACUUCCAGAGCCUCUACAAGUCGCAGUAGGCCAAAGAAGUGCCUGUCAGGUGUGUGCUGCUUGCUUUGCUACGCUACGCUACAUGCCGCCGUUGCUUUAAGAUCGGCCAAUGAACGUAUGGACGUGAAGUUGUGAUGUAUGCACUGCGCUUCUCCAGUUGCGAAAUAUACCUC
Messenger RNA from Tilletiaria anomala UBC 951, 1643 nucleotides. RefSeq names its product FAD/NAD(P)-binding domain-containing protein. NCBI's taxonomy places the organism in Eukaryota, Fungi, Basidiomycota, Exobasidiomycetes, Georgefischeriales, Tilletiariaceae. The record is from RefSeq and is a predicted model, not a curated record. The transcript is spliced from 3 exons. Gene Ontology annotation, molecular function: flavin adenine dinucleotide binding; electron-transferring-flavoprotein dehydrogenase activity. Bases 327 to 1499 code for a protein of 390 amino acids. Gene Ontology annotation, cellular component: cytoplasm.